Messenger RNA from Adelges cooleyi (spruce gall adelgid), 2210 nucleotides. RefSeq lists its product as uncharacterized. Bases 268 to 789 code for a protein of 173 amino acids. The transcript has 6 exons. The record is from RefSeq and is a predicted model, not a curated record. NCBI's taxonomy places the organism in Eukaryota, Metazoa, Arthropoda, Insecta, Hemiptera, Adelgidae.
GGCACUAGUGUAGUAGUCUGCCAUGAUAAUCCACUCCACAGUCUAUCCGUGAAACGUGAAUUCGUCCUCGACGUCGAGCGCUCAUCAGUGUGUACUGUGUAUUCGCAAUUGUUGGUCGCCCGUUUCUCGUCGCUUUGCUACAACGACAACAACAAUAACAACAACUUUCCAUUUUCAACGCACUUUACCGCCGCCGCCGCCCGCUCGCGACGAACAACAGUCUUUUUCAGUUCUAAUCGUGUUACAGACACAGCGAAAAGCUUCAAAAUGGCAAUGAGAGGAUUGACUUUGUUGUUGGUGACUUUUGCUUUUUACAACGGCGCCGUUAUGGGAGCCAAUGAUUGUACGCUUCCGUGGUUAGCCAAGAACAAUCCGUUUAUUGCAACGGUUGAAUCCUCGAUCAUGAACAGAUGCCCUCCCCUGAUUGGCGAUCAGAGCAAGGAAUACUGUUGUUACAAUACUGAAGGAAAGGUUGAAUGUUGUAACCUACAAGAAUUUUUAGUCUUUGGGUUGAUUUGCCUUCUUCCUAUCUUAAUCAUUUUGUUGAUUCUCUCCUCGAUCAUCAGCUGCGUUUGUUGUUUAUGUUGUCCAUGCUGCACCAUCUACAAACGUAGGCAAGGUGGUAGGGUACUUGUUUCACCAGCGACAAUUAAUUACGUGUACGUAGAAACCAUUCCAGCCGGUCCAUUCGAUAAUCAAUCCUUUAUAGCUUCAGCUUCAGCCGAAUCUGCGCCAUUACUGCAUAACGAGUACCCUAAACGCAAUGCAUCUUAUAAUAUGUACAUGUAAAACGCACUAUGUGCUAUAAAAAAAUUACAAAUAACAUUAGCUUAUAAGACAUCACAUUUAUACUUAGUAUAUAUUACGUCAUUUUCAUUAAAAAAAAACUAUAUGUGUAUAAAAUAUAAUGUAUAUCUUAUAUCAAUGACAGUAUUUAUAAAAUGUCAUUGACUAAAGGAAAAAAAUAAGUCCUACUGUAAAAACAACAAAAAUUUCAUUAACGCCUCCUCAUAAAUAAAAAUUAAAGUAGUAUUAUAAAAGUUUUAAUUAUAGAAAAAUAUAUUUAUGUAUAAAUAUUAAAGAUUUAUAUUUUGAAAUAACGCGUAAGAAAAAAGUAUGUACAAUUAGUGUACUAAAUUUUACAAAUAUUAAUUAGUUAAUAAUAUUUCGUUUCAUACUAUUACAGUAUAACUUAAGUUCACGAGAUAAAUUAUUAUUUUUAUUUCUUUAAAAUCUGUCCAUUUCAAAUUUGUUUUAAAAACCGAAAAUCAAAAAAAAAUGUUUCCUAAUCAAAGAUAAAAGUGUAUUUUAUGUUAUAUAUUUUUCUUCUAACGUUGCGCAAACUACAUUUUGUGCCAAAUACAUUCAAACAAUAGUCUAGACGAGUGUCAAUUACAUAAAUUAAUUUGCAUUUUAAAUUAUAUCUGGCCCUUUUCGCUGAGUGUCAUUGAACGUUGCGUACUUAUAAUAUUCCAUGGAAUAUAUGAUAUGGCAUUGCAUGUUCACCGAUACUUGGUUAAAAGGUUCAAUCAUUUUUUAAUUUAUAUUAUUAUUCAAUUAAAUUAUUUAAGUGUAAUACUAUAUUAUUUUAGUAUAAAAGUAUUCUAUUGAGUAACUAAGAGAAGUUAUUAAAUUAUCUUUUAAUAUACAUAAAUACUAUUUAUUUAUAUGCUUCGGCCAUGCUAUAUAAAAAAGCAUUCAUCUUUUUUACUUAUAAUUUUGUUUUUUUAUCUUUUGUUUUUUACUUAUUUUGAUAUGAUGUGUUAAGGAAGUUACAUGUAAACACAAUCAUUAUUUUGUUGUGUUAAAGAUAUUUAUUUAAAAAGAUUGUGUUAAUAUUUUGUUAAGCUUAACUAACUUAACUUAGUUCCGAAUAAAAACAUUAAAAGUUAAACUUAAUAGUUGUAAUUUUUGUUUAGUUUGUAUUAUUAACAUUGAUUGAAGCCGCAAUAUGCAUUUUAUAAUAACUUUUUAAAUAAAUAGUAUAAAAUAGUCAUUAUUUUUUGGGUACAUAUUUAAAAUUCACUCUUAAUGGAAUACUCGUAAUGAAAAACAAGGUUGUCACAUGUUUGGACUAACUUAAUCUGUUAUUAUAUUUUUUACAUGCAAAAAGAAAACCCAAUGGCCAAGCGCAUGUGAUGUAUAAAUAUAUCUGUAGGUAUUAACAGUGUAUACCUAUCAAUAAGUUAUAGUAAAAAAUAUAUAAGUAA